AGGAUGCUAGAAAGAUCAGUGUUUGUGAGAUGACGAGAAGCAGGAAAUGCCUUUUACGGGUAGAAUUAAGAUAAAGAUAUUAUCUGCAACUUCCUUAUUAUUUCCUACACUCCCUGGUGGUAAAUCGCUGACAACACUAGAGCCGUAUUUGAGGGUAAGUGUCGAUGGGGAAGUACUUGGUAAGACAGCUGCAAAGCCUAAAACUACGAACCCCGUAUGGAACGAAAUAUUCACCUUAUACAUCUUAGCCGGAACAAAGUUAGGCAUGACGAUCUUCCAUAAGACUCCCUCCCUUGCUCAGGCCCUCGUUCCUCCGGACCCUUUUAUUGCACACAUUGACAUAGACUUGGACGAGCUGAGUGGAAUGCCCCCUAACGAAAUAUGGUUGCCGUUGGAACCUGGCGGAAAACUCCACAUGUUCCUGGACCUUGUCCUCGGAGAGGAGAAAAACUAUCCAGCUAAAUCCUUCAAGAUUCGACAGUCUGGAGGGUUCAACCAACACCAGAGACGAGGGGCCGUCAGGAGACGGAUACAUCAGGUUAACGGGCACAAGUUCAUGGCUCGCUACUUUCCACAACCAACAUACUGCUCUCACUGCAGGGAGUUUAUAUGGGGUGUAGUAGGGAAGCAGGGCUACCAGUGCCAAGUGUGCACGUGUGUGGUGCACAAGCGCUGUCACUCACACAUUGUGAGCACAUGCACGGGAAUAUCCGAGGCAACUGCCCUACCUGAGCAGGUUCCUGGCCAGCGGUUCAGUAUCAACAUUCCUCACCGCUUCUCAGUUUACAACUACAAGAUCUUCACAUUCUGUGACCACUGCGGGAGCUUACUGUAUGGUCUGUUUAGACAGGGCGUUAAGUGCGAAGUAUUCGCAGCGUGUGAGAUGAACGUUCACAAGAGAUGUGAGAGGUUCGUGCCCCCGCUGUGCGGAGUAAACGCCAGGGAGCUGGGGGAGUUACUGGGUAAGCUGGGCACCAGCAGUCACAACCUCUCCAACCACAGCAAUAAGAAGAUGGUGUGUACUCCAUCUGUUCUGAAAGUCCCAAGAAACCUAGACAAAGAAUUAGAACAAUUGACGUUAAAAAGUGACACUUGCAAGAAGAAACAGCUCGAAGAUUUUACGUUUCUGAAAGUCCUUGGUAUGGGUAGUUUUGGCAGUGUGUUAUUAGCCGAAGAGAAAGCAUCAAAGAACGUGUACGCAGUAAAAAUCCUGAAAAAGGAUACAGUGAUUGCUGAUGAUGAUGUUGAGUGUGUAAUGUCAGAGAAGAGAGUCCUUGCUAUGGGAUGUCUGCAUCCUUUUAUGAGCCAACUUUAUUGCUCUUUUCAAACCGAGGACAGACUGUUCUUUGUGAUGGAGUACAUUAACGGCGGGGACCUGAUGUUUCAAAUACAGAGGUCAAGAAAGUUUGAGCUCAGUAGAUCGCGCUUCUACGCGGCUGAGAUUAUCUGUGCUCUUCUUUUCCUUCACCAUAGACGCAUCGUUUACAGGGAUCUGAAGCUGGACAACGUGUUGCUAGACGCGGAGGGGCACGUGAGGAUUACAGAUUUUGGGAUGUGUAAGGAAGGUAUUGAUGACGAGCAUCUGGCGUCUACCUUCUGUGGUACCCCCGACUACAUUGCCCCUGAGAUUCUCAGAGAGAUACCGUACGGGUUCACAGUGGACUGGUGGAGUCUAGGUGUUCUGGUGUUUGAAAUGCUCAGUGGACAGCCGCCAUUCGAAGCCGACACCGAAGAAGAACUAUUUGAUAGCAUUAUGAACGACGAAGUGUUUUACCCAGCCUGGCUUAACAAAGACAGUGUUUCAAUAUGUAAAGGUUUACUGAUUAAAGAUCCUCUGAAACGACUUUGUAGAGAUUCGAGCAAAGCAGAGAGUCAGGUCAAGUCACAUGCCUUCUUCAAAUCUAUAGACUGGAAUGCUUUAGAGGCUAAACAAAUUCCUCCUCCUUUCCGUCCCAGAGUGCGAGGUUCCCGAGAUUUUGAUAAUUUCGACAGCAUGUUCAUAGCGGAGAAACCUACCCUGAGCCCCACACCCCAAAGCGUUCUCGACACCAUACCCCAGGAAGAGUUCGCCGGCUUCUCCUUCGUUAAUGUUGGAUACAAACCAGAAAGAUAAAAACAAUCGGUUUAAUGACAGUAGAUAAGAUAUCAGGAUGUUAGUCUUAUCGUGGGUUGGAAGAUUAUAGAAUACGUCUCUUUUUUGAUUAAUUGUCUGGGGUUCUGGAGGGUUUCAUGGCUGAAACCAUCCAAAAGCGCUUAAUUUUUGCAUGACCAAUGUUUUCUUCAGUUAUUAUAAAUUAAGAUUUCAUUUAUUGUUCUUUUUUUCGAUGUUGCUAAUUUAAUGUUGCCUUUUAUUUAAAUUUAAGUUAUGUAAUGAUAUUUAAUCAGGUUAUUAUUUAAAGUGAUUUCGUGUUAUAUCUAAUGUUCGAUAUGUAAUUGUUGAGCUGUCAAUGUCAGUUUGAAUUGAGAUUUUAGUACAACAUCUAAAGUCAGACGAACAUGCUUCAUUUUGAAUACAUGAUAUUUAAUGAUGAUCAGCUAAUGUUAAUGAGUUAGAAUAAGUAUGAAAUGCGCUGGUACCACCUAUUUAUGGUGAAAACGAAUAUUGUUCUCUUUUUCGUGGACAUUUACCAUUUAUAUGUCCGCGGUUAAUAUUUAUUACUAUUAGAUUUUAAAAUAUAAAACUGGAAUACUUGACUUAAAAGCUUUUGUUAUCAGUUAUCACAUUCAGAUCUCAAAAAAUGCUGGCAAUUUAAUUUUUAAUUUGAUUGUGCAAAUGCUUUUGCUUAUGCUGUGCAGCAUAAACCAUGAUGAUACUGUCGCUUAAACUGCUGGCAAGAAUACAUUUUUGUUGCAAUUAUGAAUCAGAAAUUCAAUGCUGACGAUAUAAAUAAUAUGGAUUUACAAAAUAUUUGAUUCCAAUACUAAUUCAAUGGUUUACUAAUAUGGUUAUUCAUUUACAUUUAUAUAUCUGAACAU
Messenger RNA from Bolinopsis microptera, 2976 nucleotides. Its product is annotated as protein kinase C-like 1B. Gene Ontology annotation, molecular function: diacylglycerol-dependent serine/threonine kinase activity; ATP binding. The coding region runs from base 47 to 2113 and encodes 688 amino acids. The transcript has 17 exons. Gene Ontology annotation, biological process: peptidyl-serine phosphorylation; intracellular signal transduction. Lineage: Eukaryota; Metazoa; Ctenophora; Tentaculata; Lobata; Bolinopsidae. The record is from RefSeq and is a predicted model, not a curated record.